AUGUUGCCCAAAGUGGACUCCGAUGAGGAGCGGCACAACAAGAAAAGUCAGCAACUGCUGGACAGGAUUGGAGACAUCUCCAUGUUGGACAGGGCGCAGGACCUGAAUGUAAUUGUGGAUCCAUGCAGAAGAAUCGAAGCCUACAAUGAGAGCGUAUGGCAUCGUGCUGUGCACGUCUGGGUCUUCGACAUAGAGGGUGGCCGCUUUCUCAUCCAGCAACGCUCGCCGAAGAAGCGACACUUUGGUGGCAAGUGGAACUGUUCCACAGGCCACAUCAAGAUGGGUGAUCCCGCUCUUCCGACGGCCAUGAAAUCUGUGAAGGAUGAUGUUGGCAUCCAGGAUGUUGAAGAGGUAGACUUCGAAUAUUUGUUCCAGGCAGCGCCCUGCAUGAACGAGGCACGCGCGAUGCUCGAUGCCCUCAUGGGUCCUCAACGAGAUGUAGGCAAAAAAGGCAAACAGCUGUCAGAUGACUGGAAAGACAAGACUGUUUGCAAAAGCUUUUUGGUUGGUUUGUGCCCCUACGACAAGGCCGUGCUUGGUGGAAUCCAGAAACGCGAUUUGAGGAUGUGCUCGAAGAUACACUCCGACAUCAUUCGGGACCGAUUUGUUCAGCACGCAGAUGGUGCAGAGCAGAGCGAGACGCGAAUGGAAUAUGAGGACGAGUGCUUCAAUCAAUGCGAGGAAGUGUUGGCAGAGUUCGAGACCUUCAGCCGCAAAGAGUUGGAGCGCCUCAAGGACGACCCGAGGCGACGGGUGCUGUCAGAGGAGGUGGCCGAGAAGCUCAAAGCAAUGAGGGAAGAGGCAGCAUUCAAGACAAAGCGAUCAGAAGAUCUGGAUGCAAUGGCGUUGACUACUGGGGGCUACAACAACAUGUCAUCAACACUUCGUCGGCAAGCUCGCGAGCUUAGUGCAGAAGCUGACUCGCUGCAAAAGCUUGAGAUGCGGAAGUCGGCGGAGAAGCUGCAGCCGCAAGCGUGUGAGGUUUGUGGCAUGGGGUACCUGGACGAGGAGGAGUACAAAGCACAUUUGACUUUUCGCGUGCAUGAAGGCUACCAGCAAGUUCGUGACAAGUAUGAGGAACUCGAGAAGAAGCGUGCACAAAGGGCCCGUAAAUCCAAGGCUCGGGCGAAAAGCCAGCCGCAGCCAAGUACAAGCCAAGAACCUCCAAAACGAGCUGCCCAUGCCGCUAAUGGCGAGAAAUCGGUGCGCGGAGAGGAGCGCGAUCUCGGGCAAGCUGCCAGCCGCGAGAGACAGGAGAGGAGAACCUCCCGUGGCAAGAUCCGGACCGAGGAAGCAGGACAGGUUCGAAAGAGAAGGAGAAUAUCUUCCAGCCGACAUGUCCGCAGCGAGAGAGAGCAGAGAAGACGAGGAAGACGCCGAAGAGAAGAUUAUGCAAGUGACUUUGGCGACUACACUGAAUACGAAGACGACUAUGAAGAUGACGACUACAAUGGCGACAGGGAAGAUCGGUACGAAAGACGCCACCGGCACACACGGCAUCGAAGGCAGCACACCAGCACAUUUCGCGAUUCGCGAAGAGGGUCGCAGAGACAUCGGCGCUAG
Messenger RNA from Symbiodinium natans, 1563 nucleotides. NCBI's taxonomy places the organism in Eukaryota, Dinophyceae, Suessiales, Symbiodiniaceae. The record is from the annotation of a GenBank genome assembly.